Molecule: messenger RNA, 1485 nt
Organism: Hypoxylon trugodes
Lineage: Eukaryota; Fungi; Ascomycota; Sordariomycetes; Xylariales; Hypoxylaceae
Product: RIO1-domain-containing protein
Exons: 2
Coding region: 185-1426 (413 amino acids)
Biological process (GO): protein phosphorylation; maturation of SSU-rRNA
Cellular component (GO): preribosome, small subunit precursor; nucleus; cytosol
Molecular function (GO): ATP binding; protein serine/threonine kinase activity
Source: RefSeq, a predicted model, not a curated record
AGAUUUUUAGGUAGAAUUUGGUGGGGUUGUACACUAACAAUAUCAUCCCACUUGCUAACAUCAACAUUUAUAGAACGUGGUAAUCUGCUUUUUUCUCUCUCAAAAGCCCGGGACAAUUAACGUGAAGUAUCGGAAUACCAAAAUAUCAAAAUAAAUACCCUGCAAGGGUUGAGCGUCAGCAACCAUGAAGCUCGACACCAAGGCUAUGCGCCACCUCACAGCAGAGGACUGGCGAGUCUUGACAGCCGCAGAAAUAGGCAGCAAAAACCACGAAGUAAUCCCCACACCCCUUAUCGAGUCCAUCGCCAAGCUUCGCGGCGGUGCUAGCCGAGUGCACAAGUCAAUCUCAGCGUUAGCCAAAGUCGGGUUGAUCGCUCGACUGAAGGAGGCUAAGUACGAUGGUUACCGGUUGACGUACGGUGGCAUGGACUACCUAGCCCUCCAUACAUACGCAAGCCGGCGAGAAGUGUACAGCGUUGGGAAUCGUAUCGGUGUCGGCAAGGAGAGUGAUAUUCUAGUUGUAGCCGACGAGUCCGGAACCCAGCGUGUUCUCAAGAUCCACCGACUAGGUCGAAUAUCAUUCCGCACCGUUAAAGCCAACCGCGACUAUUUGCGAAAACGCCAGGGUGGUAGUUGGAUGUACCUAUCCCGGCUCGCCGCCGAGAAGGAGUUCGCUUUCAUGAAGGCCCUAAAAAGCGAGGGCUUCCCCGUACCCGAACCCUUGGGUCAGAACCGUCAUACAGUACUUAUGCAAUUCGUCGACGCCUUCCCUCUACGCCAAAUCUCCGAGGUCCCCGACCCCGCAGCCCUUUACGCCGAUUUAAUAGCCAUGAUCCUACGUCUAGCGCGACAUGGCUUAAUCCAUGGAGAUUUCAACGAAUUCAAUAUCUUAAUCAAGGAAGAGAGAGAGGAACCAGAACCUUCCACCGAAUCCAAACAAUCCGAUGGGAUAGAAGGGAAAAAAGAGGGGAAGCUCACAGUGACGCCCAUCAUUAUUGACUUCCCUCAGAUGGUAUCUAUGGAUCAUCAAAAUGCCGAAAUGUAUUUUGACCGUGAUGUCAAUUGCAUCAAACGAUUCUUCGAGCGACGCUUCCAUUUUGUCAGCACCCAGCCCGGCCCAUUUUUCAAAGAUGCCAAGAAAACAGUAGGGAAGGACGGAGCUCAAAGGUUAGAUGCUGCGGUUGAAGCAUCCGGGUUUUCAAAGAAAGCUCUUAAAGAUCUAGAGGCUGCUAUCAGAGAGCAGCAGGCAGAAAGGGGCGAGCAGGCCGGAUCUGAAGACGACCAUGAUACAUCAUCUAUGGACGAAGACGAAGAUGAUGAAGAUGACGAUGAAAACAGCGACGGCAACGAGGAUGAAGGAAGAAAAUCACGGGUAGAUAGACCAAUAAUAGGUAUGGAUGCUCUGUCAAUUAGUGAAAAGACGUAAAUACGUAUAUUAACAUAACGGAUGAAAUUAAUUGAUACCCCCUUUGCAUGGCAUCCUAU